Funneliformis mosseae is the source of this 714-nucleotide messenger RNA. Lineage: Eukaryota; Fungi; Glomeromycota; Glomeromycetes; Glomerales; Glomeraceae. The record is from the annotation of a GenBank genome assembly.
AUGGAAUCCAAUCAGAAAAGGAUAUGUAACGUUCCUUUUGAUAUUAGAGAUGAAAAAAUCACUACGGAUGUCAAGGACGCAGCAUCAUUAUCAACAUUUUAUUUAAAUAUCAUUUCAAAACCUUCAAUCAAUCUCACUUCGCCUUCCCCAAAAUUAAUUAUAUUAGAUUUAAAUGGGACUUUAUGUUUCCGAAAGAAAAAAAAGAGUAAAAAUAAAAUUUAUCAUAUUAUUCUACGUCCUUUUAUCAACGAAUUUAUUAAUUAUCUUUUCGAUAAUUUCUCGGUGAUGAUUUGGUCCACUUCAAGACCUGAAAAUGUUGAUAAGAUGGUGAAUUUGAUAUUUGGAGAUCAAAAAGAAAAGCUAGUUGCUGUUUGGGCCCGUGAUAAAUUUGGAUUUACAAACGAAGAAUAUGAAAGGGAUACUAAAGCCAUAAAAGAUUUGGAUAUUAUUUGGAAAGCUUUGAAUUCCCAAACCGAAAGCACAACUAAGUUCAUGUUGGAUCCUACGAAUACAAUUUUAAUUGAUGAUUCUAGAUACAAGACUCAAUUGCAACCUUUCAAUGCAAUCCAUCCUCGUGGAUUUGAUCGCGAAAGAGUACGUGAAGGCGGAGAUUCCGAAUUAACGAUGAUUAUCAAAUAUUUGGAGGUGGUAAAACAUCAAAGUAACGUUGCUGCAUACAUGAAAGACAAUCCAUUUACUGAUCGUAUACAAUAA